Molecule: messenger RNA, 12150 nt
Organism: Anopheles merus
Lineage: Eukaryota; Metazoa; Arthropoda; Insecta; Diptera; Culicidae
Exons: 6
Coding region: 345-11360 (3671 amino acids)
Cellular component (GO): nucleus
Molecular function (GO): ATP hydrolysis activity; ATP binding; ATP-dependent chromatin remodeler activity
Source: RefSeq, a predicted model, not a curated record
CAAAAGCGAGAGACAGAGAGAAAAAGGCAAUGAAAACGCCGUUCCGUUUUAAUGGCUGCCGCGAGAAGGUGUAGAAUGAAAAACGGUGAAAUUUUACUGAAAUAGUGCUAGAAAGAUGUGCUAGGGCAGGAAAACGGUGAGAAAAACUGUCCAACUAUACGCCACGCACCGUGUACGAGUGUUUUCCGGACCGCGCUAGCUGCAGAAAAGCAGCAAACGAAAACGCUCCGCGGACCAGAGCGAUCGAAAAUGGAUGUCCUUUGAGUGGCGGUGAACGAACUCGCACUUGAAUCGAAGUUUCAACUCCCCCUCCUCCGAGCUAGAGCGAGCGAGCGAGCUCCGUCAUGGACCCGAACGAAUCCCACCAUCCCCACUCGGGGGCACCGGGCGAUGGGACGGGAGGACGAGGCCCCCACUCGGCCGCAGCAGCAGCCGCAGGAGGAGCAUCCGGCGGUACGGGAGCACCAGGAUCGGCAGCAGCGGCAGCAGCGGCCGCCGCCGCAGCAGCAGCCGCCUACCACCAGCAACAGUACUCGCAGGUGCCCUCGCACCACCUAUCGUCGGGCUAUGCGGCUGCGAUGAUGGACCAUCAUCAUCAUCAUCAUCAGAUGAAAGAUCCUUACUCUCAUUAUCAUCACCAUGGACGGCACCCGUAUGCGGAUCCGUACGCGGCGAUGCACCACGGCCAUGGAGGGGCCGCGUACCAUCCGUCCGCGCACGGUCCUCCACCACCGCCACCGUCGGCGCUGAGCUCGAUGCAUUCGCAGCAUUCGUAUCCGCACCACCACCAUCCUCAUGCACACCAGAAUCCGUACGGGCACUCGUACCAUCACCAGCCGCCAGGAUCCUAUCCCGGCUCGCAGGCCUCAGCUAGCAAUGCGUACCACCACGGGGGCCAUCCCGUCCAUCAUGCGGGACACGCUGCAUCGAUGGGACAAUAUGGCGGCGGUCAGGCACAGCAGUAUCCCGGCUACGGACAGUUGGCGGGAGCGGCCGAUCAGCUAACGCCGGGUGGACAUUAUCCCGGAGUGUCUUCGGUUUCCCACCAUCACAACCCCCCGAUGGGUGCGUAUCGGGACGAUAAAGAAAUGCUUAUGGGUCAGCAGGAACAUAGCGGUUUGGGGCCAAAUGGGUCGGGCAGCGAUGCGAGUGGAAUGGGUGGACCACCAGGAGGCAGUACGAUACCGGGCAACAAUCCACCGUCGACGGCUGUUCCACCUGGUGGUGGCCCAGGCACCAGCAGCAGCAGUGGAAAACGAAAGAUUGAAAUCCUCGAUAAUAUAUUGAUAAAGAAAUCCAAAAACACACCUUCCGAAGGUGGAAUGGUUGCUGGCGGCAUGCAUGCUAACAGCAUUCACAGCAAUCCCUACGGCCAGCCAGUGGACCCGUCUCUCGGAGCCGGUGGUAUCGCUGCGAUGGGUGCGGGCGAUAGCUCGAAAUCGUCCUUUCAAAUAUCGAACCUACUGGACGACAAGAACGCCAAACAGCAGCUACCUGCUGCCGGGGGACCGUAUGGAACAUCGGAUGGAGCGGGCGUGGUAGUAGGUCAACACCACAUGCACACUGCCGGUCAUCACGAGCGUGAAAAGAAGGGCAAUGAAUCGAGCCAGUAUCAUCAUGGUAGCGCUCCUUCUGGUGGUGGUGGUGGUGGAUCGUCAGGCAGAAAGUCCUCAAAAGCAUCAAAAGCGAGUGAUUCCUCUAAACAUGAUCGCUCCGGUGCGUCUACCAGUGCGAGCGGAUCGGAAGCAACUGCUGCCGAUCAGCACCAACAGCCACAGACGAGUGCGACCCAGCACAUGGACUUUGAUAUUUCGGAAAAGCUAAAGGAGAUGGGAGAGAUCAGCGUGAAGCCGGUGUCGAAAACGGACGCAAACACUAAAUCUCGCGCCAGCGAACUGGAGUGUAACGAGGAGAUUUCGCUGGAAAUUACCAAGAAGGAUGCGGCGAUGCGCAAGGUGACCAAUUUGCGCAAGAACAUCAAGGAGGUGAUGGACGAUAAUCAGCUGGACGCAUCCACCCUAGCAGCCCAGCGCCAGGAGCUGGAACGAUUGGCACGUGUCCAGGAGCAGCAGCGCAUCAUACGCGAGGUGCAGCGCCAGCUCGCACUGGAGCGGCAAACGAACAAAACCGAACAGAAGGUGAUGCAGUUCCUGCAGGGACACGCCUCGAUUCUGAAAUCCCAGCAACCGAGCACGUCCAGCACGGCAGCGAGCGGUUCGGGCAGUGGUGGGGUCGCUUCCACCACGCCGAUACGCGUGGGCUACGUCAAAAAUCCGUUCGAAACACGUGGUCGCCCGCCGAAGAACCGACAACUGUUGAUUUCUACCGCUACGACUUCGCUACUCACCACCACGACGACCACUGUCGCUGCAUCGACGACGGCAGCGACCAGCACCAACUUGACUCCCUCGGUUAGCAUCGCUCCGGUGAAGGCUUCCUCGGUAGCUUCCGCGGUAACACCGGUUGGGCCACCUUCCACCACGAUCUCCGCAUCGGCCUCACCGUCGCCUUCGCUCAUCCCAGUGCGCACGUUCGAGGAGAUGGUGGACAGCGAGGAGGAGCUGGAACCGGAGGAGGAGCCCGAGGACGAGGACGAAGACAGCGAUGGCGAGGUGAUUGCGCUGCCGGAGAAGAAGGAAAUCGUGACAAUCGACAGCUCGUCGGACGACGACUGUAUCGUGCUGUCGGACGACGACGAAGAGCCGGAGGACGAGUCGGACGACGAUCCGCAGAACAGUGGGCUGCACGUGAACGACGCUUACAACGUGCCGGACGAGCAGGGCCGUGUCGUGAUCAAUGUGGGGCACGCCGACGGCGAGGAGGACAUCUUCCUCGCGCCGCAGAUUGCGCGCAUCAUCAAGCCGCACCAGAUCGGCGGGGUGCGGUUCCUGUUCGAUAACAUCAUCGAAUCGAUCGAGCGGUACGACUCGUCCACCGGGUUCGGGUGCAUUCUGGCUCACUCGAUGGGGCUCGGCAAAACGCUACAGUUAGUUUGCUUCUGUGAUAUAUUUUUAAGGCACACCAGCUCCAAAACGGUCCUGAUCAUCAUGCCGAUCAACACGCUGCAGAAUUGGUUGAACGAGUUUAACACCUGGCUGCCGGAGGACGCGGAGAACAGCCCGCUGCGGAACCAUGGCGAAGUGCGGCCGCGCAACUUCCGCAUACACAUCCUGAACGAUAGCCACAAAACGCUCAAAUCGCGCUCGAAGGUGGUGCUGGAGUGGGCCCGCAAUGGCGGCGUGCUGCUGAUCGGGUACGAGAUGUACCGGCUCCUCAGCCAGAAGAAGAUGACGAAGAAGAAGAAAAAGAGGAAGGGCGUCGCGGUGGAGCUGGAGGAGGAGAAAGAGUCAACCGAGGAGCAGCGCAACAUGUUCGACGACAUACACGAGGCGCUGGUGAAGCCGGGCCCGGAUCUGGUCGUGUGCGACGAGGGCCACCGUAUAAAGAACUCGCAUGCCAGCAUCUCGGUGGCGCUGAAGCAAAUCAAAUCCAAGCGGCGGGUGGUGCUGACGGGCUAUCCGCUGCAGAACAAUCUGCUCGAAUACUGGUGCAUGGUGGACUUUGUACGCCCGAACUAUCUCGGCACGAAGACGGAGUUUAGCAACAUGUUUGAGCGCCCGAUUCAGAACGGGCAGUGCAUCGACUCCACACCGCAGGACAUUAAGCUGAUGCGGUACCGGGCGCACGUACUCCACUCACUGCUGCUCGGGUUUGUGCAGCGACGAUCACACUCGGUGCUGCAAACCUCGCUGCCGCAGAAGGAAGAGUACGUGCUGCUGAUACGCAUGACGGAAUUCCAGCGGAAGCUGUACAGCGUGUUCAUGAACGAGGUCGUCCGGACGAAGGCUGUGCCGAAUCCGCUCAAGGCGUUUGCAGUGUGCUGCAAGAUCUGGAACCAUCCGGACGUGCUGUACAACUUCCUGAAGCAAAGCGAGCGCGAUCUCGAUCUGGAGCUCGAAGAGCCGGAACCUCCCCCAGUGCCGGGAGGAGUGCCGGGGGCCGUCAAGCCGGGAGAGAUUACCUCGACGGGGAUUACGCCUGCCACUUCGGGGACGGUCACUCCAAUGGAAGUCGAUAGUGCUGUUGCUGCUGUUCCCGGUGCCAUUCCUGGUACCGCCAAUACGAUGGAAGUAUCACCGAUAUCUUCGAUCGUACCGUCGAUUGGAGGACCGGUAAAGCCGGGUCGAAAAAAUGCAGCCGUACCGAAACCGGCCAAGCCGCUCGCCCUGAAGAAGGACGGUACACCGCGAAAACCGCGCACGUCCAAGAAGGCGGUCGUGGCGACCAAUAAAUCGCAAGCCGUGGGUAAGGAUGGAAAGAUGGUUCCGGCGGCCACGAUCAGUCCCAGCAACGUGAACAAAGAUCCAGCUGCAAUGAUGAUGGACACGACGCCAGGAGCACCGGGAGGGUCGGCUGAUUUUCCCAAGAUGGAAGGUAGUGGGCCUGAUUUCGGCACGGAAGGAAGCUCCGUGAAACAGGAAGCUGGUGGAGCAAUGUAUCCACCGCAGGCGGACGGUACGCAGUACCCGGGCGCUUCCGGAAUGGGUCCAUCGUAUCCCUAUCAACCUUAUCCAGGGGCAGGACCCAUGGCACCGAACCAUGCUUAUGGAAGCUAUGGGCAGGGUAUGAACAUGAUGGGGGGACCCGAUCAGUCGAAUGCCUACGGCAACACGUACACAAACGCUGGUGCUAAUGGGCAGUAUGGAAGUGGCAGCAAUCAAGCCGGCGGACCCGGAGGAGCAACCGAUCCUUAUAAUGGUGGUUAUGGCAAUAAUUACUAUCGCAAUGAUUACACCUCUUCCUACAACCAAUCAUCUGCAUACGGCGCUGCGGGAAACACUUCGGCCGCCGCUACUGGUGGGUAUGAUCAUCAAAGUCAGUAUCCUUAUGGCGCGAAUACUUCGGAAGGAGUAGCAAACUCUCAGUAUUCUAGCAAUGGCAGUGAUCCGGGCAUUCAAAAUUCUCAAUCGAAUAGCUAUUGGGGUGAUAGUGCUAACGUGAAUGGUAGUAGCACUUACUACGACCAACAGCAGCAGCAACAGCAACAACAACAGCAGCAACAGCAACAACCGACCACCACAAAUGAUGCAAAUGGAGGAACUGGUACACCAUACCCGGGGUAUAGUGCAGGAUACGAAGGGACAAAUGGAGGAACCCAACAGCAGCAGCAGCCUCCGAUAAGUACUGAUCAAAACGGAAGCUCUGGCAUGUUUAACUUCCCGAGUGCAGAGCAGCAGUCCGCAGCGGAAGCACCAUCGACAGUGAAUCCUCAAUCACAAACAACUCCAUCGUACGAUAACUUUACCACACCGGAAACACUGCCAGCAAAUGGUUUGCCCAAAUGGGAUGCCGAACAAUCAAGCAAUGGUAACCAUUCGGCAGUUGGAGGUGAUGUUGAACUUCCUCAGAGCCAAACGGCAGAAAGUGCAGUGACUGAGCAAGAAGCUACCGCCGCCAGCACUACAACCCCUACCACAGACGCACCAUUGGUGGUUCCUGCCCAAUCCUCGGCAGAAUCGAAUGAAAGCAAUCCGGAUGCAGCGGCUAUAACGCAAGAGCAAGCCAAUGCUCAGUAUGCAAAUCAACCUUCGCUCGAAGACCUCAACGAUCCAGUGAAGCCUGAUCUGACGGGUGAAAAACCACCGGAAAUAGUAGGCAUGGAUGUGAAGGAGAUUGACAAACUGGACGACGAACUGGAGAUUAAGCAAGAGAUCAAACAAGAGAAGGAAGUGGAGGACAUCAAGGGUGAAAAGGAGACGGAAAGCGUACCGGUGAAGCAAGAAGAGCAAGAUAGCGUGGUCGUAAAGAAUGAGAUAAAGGUGGAGGAAAACGGUGAAAAGAUAGCAAACGAUGCGUGUGGAAACAUGCCAGAUAAGCCGGCUGGUGAGGUGAAAGAAGAAGAGAAGCCUACCGAAUCGUCCGAGGAUGUGAAGCCGAUCAAGAAGGAAGAACUAACGGAAGAAGUUGAAAUUAAGCAGGAAGAUGAGCAGAAACCAUCUACCGAGGGCGAAACCAUUGAACCCAUGGAGGAAAAGAAGGUGGAUGAAGAGUCUGUCGUCGAUAAAAAAGAGGAAAUUGAUAUUCCGAUAGAAAAGAAGGAAGCUGAUCAAGAAGUAGAAGAAGCCAAGGCAAAAGAAGAAGUGGAACAGGUGGUAGAAGAAGUCGUGAAGCUGAUCGUCAAGGAUGCAGAUGGCGAAGAAAAGCUAAAAGACGACACUACCCAGCUAGAAGAAGGUGAAGUGGUCGUGAAAGUGGAAGAGAAAGAAUCUCCUACAGCAGAUAAGGAUCCAUUGUCAACCACUUCUACGACGACAUCCACAACAACUUCCACCACGAUCACGACUACGACCACGACGACGACUGCCACUGCCGGCACCAAGGAAGGCAAGGGAAAGGAUGCAAAGGACGAAAUACCGUACGAGUGGGCGUUCGAGCUGAUGAAGGGUUAUAUUCCCGAUCUACUCGAAAACUCUCCAAAGAUGGACAUUUUCUUUUGCAUACUAGAGGAGAGCAUUCGGCUGGGCGAUCGUCUGCUGGUGUUUAGCCAAAGUUUGCUGACACUGAACUUGAUCGAGCGUUUUCUGCAGCACAACAAAAUUCCUGGCACCGAGAACUAUUGGGCCAAAAACAUCAGCUACUUCCGCCUGGAUGGAUCGACCGUAGCGCAGGAGCGCGAGAAGCUAAUCAACGAGUUCAACUCCAACCCGAACGUACACCUCUUCCUUGUGUCGACACGCGCUGGUUCGCUCGGCAUCAAUCUGGUCGGUGCCAAUCGGGUGGUGGUGUUUGACGCCAGCUGGAACCCUUGCCACGACACGCAGGCCGUGUGCCGCGUGUAUCGCUAUGGGCAGAAAAAGCCCUGCUUCGUCUAUCGGCUGGUGAUGGACAACUGUCUCGAGAAGAAGAUUUACGACCGGCAGAUCAACAAACAGGGCAUGUCCGACCGUAUCGUGGACGAGUGUAAUCCGGACGCGCAUCUGUCGAUGAAGGAGAUCACCAGCCUCUGCUACGACGACGGCGAGGACGGUGAGAUGAAGGAUUUCAGUGAGGAUAAGGAUAAAUUCAUCGACAUCGUGAUGCAGCACCUGCUGGAGUCUCACUCGAAGAAGCUAACGAAAGCUCCGUUCGCGCACGAGAGCUUGCUGAUCGAUCGGAAGGAGAAGAAGCUAUCGUCGGCAGAAAAGCGCCAGGCACAGCGAGGUUACGAGCUGGAGAAGCAGGCUGCCACCAAGCCGCAAUACUCGUACACCUCGAUGGGCACUACUUAUCGUGCGAUACGUACAUCUGAUGGUUCGAUCAUCCACAGACCGGUUGCAUCGGUGCGCCCCAUGCAGGCAGGUGAUGCGAACAAAACGACCACCACUGGUGCUCGGCCCACCCGUUGGAUAGCUGCUGAGGUGUGGCAACGUCAAGGCAUGACGGCCCAAGAGAUGACACUACCGAUAGACGUGGUAAUUCCAACAAGCUCCGCAGACAAAUCAAACAUUGUAUUGAAGGCAGGGCAAAAGGUGAUGGUGCUAAAGUCGCCGAAGGGUAUCUACAUGCAGUUGGAGAGUGGCAAAAUCAUUGCUAUACGGACGGCCUUCAAGGUGGGACAGAGUAAGGAAACGCCACCCGCAAAAGGAGGGAUCAUUACUACUACCCCAGCAGCAGCUACCGGUCGCCGUACGUCAAACCUUUCGUUCAGUACGGCCAAAGCUUCCACAACGCUGUUGACGUCGAAGAACGGCGCCGGUGGCAGUGGUGGCAGUGCGGGCGAUUUCUCCGAAGGCAACUCGUUGAGCAUUGCGUCAAACUCGGAUGAUGAUGAAAAGUCCGAUUCCAGCAUGCUGCCGCUAACGAUUAACGAUGAUGGCGAUAGCGAAAAGGAAUCGAUGAGUGUGGACGAUUAUCCGGAUAAACCUGUGUCGAAAAAGGAUGGAACCGAGGUGGAGCAGAUCGUGAGCGAGCGGACGACGGACACGAUGAUGAGCAGUACGAGCAGCACGAGCAAUAGCAAUAGCGGCAUGGCGAUGGUACCUACAACAGCGUCCACGACUACGCCCACCUUCACGAAUGCAUCGCCCGUUAAGAGUGGCAACGCAUCGGCGAGUGAUACGGUUGAUAAGUUCCCGAUGAUUCAGUCGGCAUACUCCUUAGCUCCUCAGGCCCAAAGCCUUGCGGCGAACCGUGUCGGCUCGGUUGGAGGUCCGUCCCUUGUGUCUCCGUCGCCUACGGCAGUACAACCCACGGCAACCGUUACCAUCGACGACGAUUCACCUCCGAUGAGGGAGAAGAUGGUCUACAAACCGAAUCUGGUCGAGCGCAAAACGAAAGCCUCGCCAUCCUCACUGAAAAACUAUCGCCACAAGGCAAGCAAAGUGCCGGAAAUCAGCACAACAAGUACAACGGUCACACCGACAUCCGUCGGCAGUGUUGUUGCUGUGGCUUCAUCUACCGGCACAGCUACUACAACGGUGGCCAGUAAUUCGAACGUCACAAACAUGCAUCCGGGUGUGGCAACUACCAAGGCGAACGAGGUACCCACCAUCAAUCCGGCUAGUGAUGCUGCGUCGGGCAUGUACAACAUGGCCUCUGGUACAAACGCACACAACAGCAGUAUGUAUCAACCGGCAAUGAUGAUGCCCAAUGAUAAGCUGCCAGCAAGCCAUACGACCAACAAUCAGUCGACCACAGUUGAUGCAUUUGGCCAUGGAACUGGAUCUGUUGGCGGUUACCCCGCAACUUCUCACCUGGCACAAUCGGGCAGUAAGUUACCAAUAACAAACCCCGCGCCAUCCAUGUCCAGCGAAACAAUGGCGAGCGGUCCACAACAGUAUCCUGGAAGUCAUCAUACGCUACCGGGCGGUCACCAGACGGGCUACGGAGGGCAUCCACCAGCUACCCCGGCGGCAGGAUCGUUGGCUGGUAAAAAUCACAACCAACAACAGUCAGCUGUUGGUCACGCAGGUGUCACUUCUCCGUCGGCUUAUAACAAUAGCUCAACCGGCGCGAGUGGUAGCACCAGCAAACAGCAUCACUCAUGGAUGCCAUACAACUCUUCAGCUGCGGGUGGAACGGGGUCUAGCUCAUCGGGCAAUACGAUGACUCCUCCCGGUUACGGGCAACUACCCCAGCAGCAGCUGGCGCAACAACAACAACACAUGCAAACCCACGGUAGUUAUUCGCAGCAGCAGCAGCAGCAGCAACACCAUUACCAACCGAUGGGUGGUCAGAUGCAACACCGAAUGCCACAUCAACCUGCCCAUCCGCAUCAUCUCGGUAUGCAUCAGCAUCAGGCGGCAGGCGGCAGUGUUCAUCCACCUCCACCGGCGCCACAGUACGAGUCCAGCCUGAACUUCCUCGAGAAGACCACCUCGGCACUGAUUAACAACCAAAACCAGAGCGAAUUCCAAGCCUCGUUGAGCAACAUCACCCGGUCGCCGACGCCCACCGACGGCUACAUCGACUACAACCCGAAGCCGGCAGCCGCAUCGACGAAGAAGGGUGCUAGCGGGAAGAGCAAAACACCGAAAGCUCCCAAAAACGACUACAAUGCCGCCAAAAAGGCACUGAACAAGCGGAACAAUCCGUCACCGUACACGCAUAUCUCUUCCUCAUCCGCGUCCUCCUCUCCGUCCGCAUCGCCGGCAGUGAUGAACCAUGCGCAAAAUACAAACACUGUGCCCGCUCCAUCCACCGCCGGGGCCGGAAUGUAUCCGAGCUAUCAUGCCGGAGCCGGAGCGUCUCCUGCGAUGGCCCCUGCGGCCUCUGCUGCCGCGGCCACGUCAGCAAGUGUCAAUCCGCCCUCGGGUCUGUACUACGAUCAGUACGGACAACCGAUCAAUCAACAUCAUCAACAGUUGGCAGCGGGAUACGGUUCAGGUGCUGGCAUGGGGAUGGUGACACCGCCUACUACGAGUGCUACGAACAAUGGUCACACACUGGCAUCGCAACCGUCUACCGUCGCUGGCUAUGGAAACGUGCCCAAUCCACCCGUGUCGUCAUACGCUGGUCCUUCAUACACAUCAACCAGCAAUAGCACGACAUCGACGGCCACUGUUCGCUCGAACUAUUACCAAAUGCCGGGCGCACCGGAGAGUGGCCAUAUUUCCGCUGGAAUAGGCAGUGUUGCUUCACAACCGUCUGCCACCGGUAUGCUGGCAACGGAAACUUCACCAUCGGCGAUGGGUUACGCGCAUCAAACGCCAGCGACGGUACAGCCGCAUCACCAGCAUCGCCCGGGCUCACCGUCACAAACGGUUCCACCACACUACACGCAACCUCACGCAACGGCCGGCACAACAUCGUCUAGGGGUGGCAGCUCAAGAGGAUCAUCGAAUGCGCAACCGCAACAGCAUCAGAUGCAUCACAUGCAACAGCCCCAACAGCCCCAACAACAGCAGCAGCAGCAGCAUCAUAUGCAAACUCAACAGCAUUCGACACAUCAUCAUCAGCAGCAGCAGCAGCAGCAGCAGCUUGUUCCGCAGCAUACGACACCUACAGCAGCAGCAGCGACCGUACAACCCGACUAUUCGAUUAACUCGCAAUCCUCCGCAUCUUAUGGUUCGGCGAUGGGAGGAGUUGCACCACUAACCAACCCGGACAUCGGCAACACCCCGUCGAACACAUCGACAGCCGCGAACGUGUAUCAGCAACAGCACCAUCUUCCAUCGCAUCAGCCACAGCAUCAGCAUCAUCAGCAGCAGCAGCAACAGCUACCACCGGCCGUUUCGGCACCAGGAUCCUUCCUGCCCUACUCCUCAUCCUCCCCAGCGUCCGCUACCGGAUACGGUGUUCCUUCUGUUGCGGUCGCAAGUCAAAAUGCUACAACCACUACCAGCACGGUGGCUGCUGCCGUCGCAUCGUCAGCAGCAGGAGGACCGUCGGGCAGUAGCAGUACAGUCGCCAACGGAUCCGCCUUCCAUCGUCCGGAAAGUGCGAUGACAAUGGGAACGGCAGCACCGUCCGCUGUGGCAGCCCCACCCGCGUCAACGUACGACACGCCGCCAACGUACAUUCCCGACGCGAACGCUCCUGGUGCAGCUGCGGCAGCAGCAGCAGCAGCAGCGUACCAUCAGUACCAUCACGCACCGUACCAGUCGUCGCAGUACCAUCACCAUCAGCCACAGGGCUACUAUCCUCCGCAUGCACCACCACCAUCGGCCUACCCGUACUACCCAUCGUCCGCUGGACCGUACGGAGCGGGUCAACCACCACCACCACCACCGCCCGGUUCCGGCAUGGUACCGGCGGACUCACAGUACCACUCCUACCCACCACCACCAGCGGUAUCAGCGGCUGCGGCGGCAGCUGCUACAGCAAGCAACUACAACUAUCCACCGUACCCGAGCCAGCCCGGCGUUGGACAAUGGCAAUAAGCGCUGUAAAGAUCGGCGGUACCACUUCACACACACACACAUACUGUUGCCCGGGCGCAUUGUAGAUGUACAUAGGAAAUGUGCGUCCAUGUGUGUGGCUGUGUGGUUGUGUUUGUAAGUAUGUUUUAUGCGUACGUGUCUAUUUAGUGUGCAGAUGUACAUAGGGACGGUCCCGUGGUACAGUCGUCAACUCGAACAUGCCCGUUGUGGGUUCAAGCCCCAUAUGGACCGUCCCCCCGUAGCAAGGAGUUGGCUAUCUGGUGGCGUAGUACUAAGUAAGUACCGAAGGAAAGAAGAGAAGAUCGUGUACAUAGGUAUGUUAUGCUGUAUUUGUAUCCUCGCACUUCCUGCUGCUUGAAGCGCGACUGCAAAAAUUCAAACCGAGGAUCGAACAAGUAGUUUAGAACGUUUUGGGGGUGCGACUUUCCCGAAAUGAUGAAAACUCCCGUUACUAAUACUACCGUGUACUCUAGGACACACAAACACACACCAGCAAAGCAAAUGCUCUACCAACCUACCAAUUCAACAAGCUCCUAAAUCUUAUCGAUCGUGUAGAAACUAUACUAUUACUACCUACCUACCUACUCCACUGCUACUACUACUACUAUUACUACCUACUGCUGGCUACUAGAAGCGCCGUUUAUAAUGUAAUUCGAUUUCACGUCCUACCAACUCAAAUGCAUCAUAGCUUGGGCAGUUUGACGGCACAUGUUCCUAUAGCGAUCGGCUGCAAAUCUCGCGAUGUUUUGCCGGUGAUACAAAAUGACACAAAACAGCAGGGCACGGUCGA